AUGGAUCAACUACCCAUUCAGCCAGCCACUCAGCCAGCCAUUCACUCAGUCACUCAGUCUGAUAUUCUGCAAGAGGAGGAACAAUACAGUAUAGAGAGAAUUGCGGAGACGGUCAGCAGCAGCAGUGACACAACAGGCCUGCUCUCCACGAUCUCACAUCAAUCCACUCAAUCAGCCACUCAGUCAGCCACCCAGCCCGAUACUCAGCAAGAGAAGAAGUCACUACAACAGGCAAAUGCGGAGAACACUACGGAGAACACUGCGGAGAAUCCUGCGGAGAAAUCAAGCGGCAGCAAGGCCCCCAUCGUCAAGAACAUAGCUCAGCUCUCCACAAUCCCACGUCAAAUCGCCACUCAGCAAGCGGAGAACACCACUACAAUUUGGCCUAUCAUCCCCACUGCAUUGAUAUGGUACAUCACUGCAAUGAGCACACAAGAGGAGGAUCUACUGCGACGGUCACAGCCAAGUCACUAUAACCAUGGCAAUUAA
Letharia lupina is the source of this 489-nucleotide messenger RNA. RefSeq lists its product as uncharacterized. The transcript has 2 exons. The record is from RefSeq and is a predicted model, not a curated record. The coding region runs from base 1 to 489 and encodes 162 amino acids. NCBI's taxonomy places the organism in Eukaryota, Fungi, Ascomycota, Lecanoromycetes, Lecanorales, Parmeliaceae.